AUGAUUUUUUUCUGCUUUCUUUUUCCUAAUUCUAAAAACGGGUAUUCCGCUUGCAAAAGAAAAGGCGUGGCUCGGAUCGGUUCUGUUUCGGAAAUUAACUUUGGCGUUCUACGCCCGGAAGCGACCAAAGCGGCCAAUCACGUCCGAAGACGGGGCCGCACGGUCUCCCGCGAGGUCGUUUUUUGGAACUGUAAAAGGCCCAACAUUGGGCCCAGGCCCUCAUCACGCCUGAUCCGGAAACCGCGUUACUUCUUUGGGACAAAUUCACUGGGAAGAAAGCAGGUCCAGAUCCGCGUAGCAUGA
Molecule: messenger RNA, 303 nt
Organism: Saccharomyces mikatae IFO 1815
Lineage: Eukaryota; Fungi; Ascomycota; Saccharomycetes; Saccharomycetales; Saccharomycetaceae
Exons: 1
Coding region: 1-303 (100 amino acids)
Source: RefSeq, a predicted model, not a curated record